GAGCAAGAGUUUUCGAGAACACAAGGUUAUGCAAUGAUUCAACCAUGUUUUGUUUGGGACACUGUCACUACUCUUUUGUCUGUCACCAACUAGUGAAAAGAACUCCCAUUGUCUCCUGUGGUGGUCCAUUCUGUUCAGAGUAUCGAUCUCUAUUAUGACUGCCAUCCUGUAGGGGGCAAGUGGCUUUUGUGCAAACUCCUUGGCCUAGUUUCUCAAUCUUGAUUAUUGAUGAGUGGCGGAGAAUUACAUAAAACCCUGUUCCCCCGCAGUUCUCUGUACCCCGAUGUACACUAGGCCGGCCGGUUCAUGCAGGUCACAUGGUCAUUUAAUGUCCUCUGUGAAGAUUCAAGUGCAGUCAAAAAUUUUGGAAAGUACAUGUAGAGUUCAAUUAGAAGGUCACAGGCAGUAUCAUCCGUCUAGACUUGCUCGGUAUCAGUCGGACAUUGAUUAAGACGGAAAGAUGGCUACAAUUCCCACGGGUACAAUCUUAGCAGCACAGAGGUGUCGUGAGGUACAGCGUCAUCAGAAAUUGGCUUCGCUGCGGUCAGAGCCCAUCGGUAUUGCUGGGUCUCCGAUAGGAUCUCCAGAAUGCACACCUCCGGCUAGCCCAAGAAAAACAGAGUUUGGUGUGAACACAUUUGCCAAGCUCUACCAGCUGAUCCACCCCCGCUCCAUUCCCCAGGAGGGGGAGAUAGGGGCUCCUGGUAGUCCCCGCCAGGGGGUAUCCCAUUCCAAGUUCUCCCAGCUCCUUCACCAUCGCUCCGUAUCCCAUGAGAGUGAUAUGACGUCCCCUCCUAUGAGUCCUACCAGCCCAGGAUUAGAUGCAUCCCAUUCCAACCUUUCUCCCAUCAUGCAUCACCAGGAGACAUCGGUCGGAGGGUCGGCGAGCGGCCAGACCCAGAGCCUGGAGGCGUCACACCACACCUCCUCCAUCACCUCCAUGACGUAGAUUAAGCCUACCCUCAGCAUACAUAAAACCCAACCAAGACGUCGUCGCGCUGCCAGGCACGACCCAACAUACCCACACAGCUCUUUCUCAGAGUGAAACUAGAAAAGGAACCUGUGUUUUGUUGCAAUAUCAUAUAUAUGCUAAAGAUUAUACUUGUAGAAAUGCCAUGUUGUGCACUGUAUGGUGCUUUAGUGAAGACCCCUAUUAGGGCAUUGAUUUGUGUGUGUGUGUGUUGUCUGUGUAAAUUUAAUAUAGUGGAUAUAUAAUGAUGUUUUUUAAUGGCAGUUAUAGAGUUGAUUUUCACUUUAAA
Messenger RNA from Lytechinus variegatus (green sea urchin), 1259 nucleotides. RefSeq lists its product as uncharacterized. The record is from RefSeq and is a predicted model, not a curated record. Lineage: Eukaryota; Metazoa; Echinodermata; Echinoidea; Temnopleuroida; Toxopneustidae. The transcript is spliced from 3 exons. Bases 461 to 949 code for a protein of 162 amino acids.